Molecule: messenger RNA, 2658 nt
Organism: Colius striatus (speckled mousebird)
Lineage: Eukaryota; Metazoa; Chordata; Aves; Coliiformes; Coliidae
Gene: ANO7
Product: anoctamin 7
Exons: 23
Coding region: 1-2658 (885 amino acids)
Biological process (GO): chloride transmembrane transport; calcium activated phospholipid scrambling
Cellular component (GO): plasma membrane
Molecular function (GO): chloride channel activity; protein dimerization activity
Source: RefSeq, a predicted model, not a curated record
AUGCAGCACAGGAGCGCCACGGACGACCCCCGCUGCAGCCUGGUGAGACCCGACGGCUGCAGCUCCCACUGUGGCUACGGCACACUGCACGGUGCAGCUGCCCAGGUGCCACGGCCCAGCAGCACAGCUCGGGACAGGAACAGCACAGCCAACGUCUUCAGCGACGGCUGUACGAGGAUAGAUUUUGUCCUGGUGUGGGAAACCGUCCCCUGUGAGCUGAGCAGGCAGCAGCACAGCCCUGAGGCCGGCGCGGUGCAGGGGGGAUCGGCCGCCAUCCACAGCACCUGGAGGAAGAAGUUUCUGGACGAGCUUCAUGCCGCCGGGAUCCACAUGGAAAAGCACGUCACCCACGGCGGGAGGAAGCUGGUGCAUUACGCGCUGCUGAGCGCGCCCUGGCCGCUGCUCUGCCGCUCCGCCGAGGAGCUGCGGCUCCGUGUGCCGCUGCAGGCGCUGCCCCGGGAGGGCUCCGGCCGCUCGGCGCCGGUGCCGCGGCGGCUGCGCAUCCCCAGCCCCACGGCCCAGGAGCUGCCCGACCCGCCGCCGGACUUCUACACCUGCCCCUUCAAGGCCAGCAAGCUGAGCUGCUUCCUGGGGAGUGAUGAGCACGACACCUUCUUCUCUGCAACGCAGCGGCACCAAAUUCUCUACGAGAUCCUGUCCACGACCCAGUACGGCCCCUCCAGGGAGCGGGAGGUGGGGCUGGACCGGCUCCUGAGCCAGAACGUCUUCAGCGCCGCCUUCCCGCUGCACGAGGGUCCCUGCGAGCCACGGCCGGAGGAGCUGGCUGCCGGCAGCCUCAGCCAGCGACAAGUGCUGUUCCAGUACUGGGCCAGCUGGAGCAAGUGGAGCAAGUACCAGCCGCUGGAUCACAUCCGCCAGUACUUCGGGGAGAAAGUCGCCUUCUACUUCGCCUGGCUGGGCUUCUACACGGGGUGGCUGCUGCCCGCUGCGCUGCUGGGGAUGGGGGUGUUCAUCACAGGCGUUUUCCUGGCCUUCCAUGACGUGCCCUCGCAGGAGAUCUGUUCCAGCAGAGAGCAGAUGUGUCCCCUCUGCAAAACCUGUCCAUACUGGCAGCUCUCCCAAGCCUGUGGCAUGUUCAUGGCUGGACGUCUCUUUGACCACGGCGGGACCAUCUUCUUCAGCAUGUUCAUGUCCCUGUGGGCAGUGCUGUUCCUGGAGUUCUGGAAGCGGACCAGCGCGUCCCUGGCUCACCACUGGACCUGCUCUGAGCUCGAGGACAUCGAGGAGCGGCCACGGCCGCAGUUCAGGGCCACAGCCCCCAUGACGACGCUGAGCCCCGUGACGGGGCUGGAGGAGCCGCACUUCCCCCCGCGCAGCCGCCUCCGCCGCAGCUUGGCCGCUUCCCUGGCCGUCGUGAUGAUGAUUGCCGUGGUGCUGAUGUUCCUGGUCUCCGGCAUCCUCUACCGGGCUGUGGUCGCCGUCCUGCUCUCCAGCUCGCGGCACUUGUGGUUCCUGGCUUGGCCCUCCCGCAUCGCCAGCCUCACCGGCUCCGUGCUCAACCUCAUCUUCGUCCUCAUCCUCUCCAAGAUCUACAUUUCCCUGGCUCAUUUCCUCACCCAGUGGGAGAUGCAUCGCACCCAGACCGAGCACGAGGACGCCUUCACCUUCAAAGUGUUCAUCUUGCAGUUUGUCAUCUUCUACUCCUCUCCCAUUUACAUCGCCUUCUUCAAGGGCAAGUUCGUCGGUUACCCUGGGCACUACCUGAGCUUCCUGGGGGUCCGCAAUGAGCAGUGCGGCUCAGGCGGCUGCUUCAUCGAGCUGGCACAGGAGCUGCUGGUCGUCAUGGUGGGGAAGCAGAUGAUCAACAACGUGCAGGAGGUGGCCGUCCCGAAGCUGAAGUGCUGGUGGCACAAGCACAAGCUCCUCUCCAGCAAGCAGGCGAGCGAGGAGGAGGGGUCAGCCCUGGUGAAGCAACCACCCUGGGUGAUGGACCACCAGCUGCUGGCGUUUGAGGGGCUGUUUGACGAGUACCUGGAGAUGGUCCUGCAGUUUGGCUUCAUCACCCUCUUCGCGGCGGCCUGUCCCCUGGCACCCCUCUUCGCCCUGCUCAACAACUGCCUGGAGAUCCGCGUGGACGCGCGCAAGCUGGUCCGUGACCGCCGGCGGCCGGUGGCGCAGCGUGCGCGGGGCAUCGGUGCGUGGCUGCGCGUCCUGGAGGCCACCGCUCGCCUGGCCGCCGUCAGCAACGCCCUGCUCAUCGCCUUCACCUCCGACACCCUGCCCCGGCUGUACUACGCGUACGCGCAGGACCACAGCCUGCGCGGCUUCGUGAGCUUCACCCUGGCACCGGCGCCGCGGGACUUUGUCCUGCAGAGCAACAGCACCUGCAGAUACCGAGCAUUCCGGGACCGGGACGGUAACCUGACCGUGACCUUCUGGCAGCUGCUGGCCGUACGCUUGGGCUUCAUCAUCGUGUUUGAGCACGUGGUGCUCUGUGCCAGCCGUGGCAUCGCGUGGCUGGUACCCGACGUCCCCGAGGCCCUGCAGCUCAAGGUGAAGCGUGAGCGGUACCUGGCCAAGGAGGCCCUGGCUGAGAACAAGGUCGUGUUGGAGAGCCGGGAGACACGGAGCAAGGCCGGUGUCCUGGGCCUGGCUGCAGCUGGGGGCUGGGACAGCGAGCGGUUUGCCAGCAGCUGA